UUUGGUGAAAGCGAAACAACAGAAUGUGAUAUUUGAAAAAGAGUACUAAGUAAAUAUAAAUAAUAGGUUUUAAGUGAUUUUUGCGUUGCUAAUUAAUAAGCAUUACCUUAAAACUUUCAAGAUAACAGUCCGAUAUUCGUAUAGUGGUCCAUUCGACGGGAUUACAAUGAUAUUGUGUCAUCACUAUGUUUAUGUGUGUGACCCACCUUGUCGCUUGUGUGCUUGAAAGCUUGCAGUGGUCCGUCUGAAGAUACAUAGAAGUGACAGUGGACCUAUCAGUUUUGUGGCGCCAAACUGCAGAGGUACUUUGUAUGCUUCACAAAUGCAAAACUAGCCAAAGUUGCACCAGUGAAACAGAAUUCGAAUAAAAAUGCUGUACAUUUGUGAGAAUUGAUGGAAGAACCCAGCUGUUAGCUCAACAAUGAAUAUUAAGUUACCUCUUGUUCCUAUUGCUGUUGCACUUUCGCUUUCGGGCAUUAGUGCUGUGCUGCUGUAUAUUCUUUUAAAAAAUAAUGAAGAUGAAUACGAAGUAAUUGACAAAGCUAGAUACGCUAAAUAUGUGACACUAGAAGUGAAGAUUCCAAAAGAAAGUGUUGGUGUAGUCAUCGGACGAGGUGGGUCCAACAUAAAGCAGAUUCAGGAGGAAACAUGCACAAAAAUCUCUAUGAAGGAAGAAAAGGAAGAAGAGAUUUACAAUAGGAUUUGUGAGAUAAGAGGAAUGCCAGAAGCAGCUGAGAAGGCACGCUUAAUGAUUCGUAACAUAAUUAUGAACCAGCCAUUAAUAACAACACGGGAAACCUUUGUGCCUGAGUCAGCUUGUGGCAGAAUAAUUGGUAAAAAUGGCACAAAUAUCCGAAAUAUAUCGAGUGCAUCUUCUGCAAGAAUACAAAUAGAUAGAUAUUCAUCAUCUAGAGAUACAUAUGGUGGUAAUGUGGAACCUGAGCGACGAGUGGUCAUUAAAGGCACAGAAGAACAGAUAGAAUUGGCUAUAGCAUUAAUAAAAGAGAAGGUGGAGGAGGACCGAGAGAUACGGUCAAAAAUGCAAGAGAGUAUUGCCAACCGCUCUCCUAGGAAACCAGAUAAAGCUCUGUGUCUGACUGCUGCUGCCACUGAUUCCUCAUCAAGCCACAAGUCAUAUGUGUCAGAGAAACUGAAUCCUGCUGGAGGAGAUGGCUACAUUCCUGUUUUUGUUUCUGCUUUGACAGAUCCGAGCUGUUUCUUUGUGCAGUUGGUGGGACAACAUGCAGUUGAACUAGACCAUCUCGUAGAAGAAAUGACGCAGUAUUACAGCAAAGAGGAAAAUCAAGAAAUUCAUAGAGUAAAUGAGAUAAGUGUAGGACAGCUAGUAGCAGCACCCUUUACUAAUGAUGAAAUGUGGUAUAGGGCCAUAGUGAGAAAUGUUACUCUGGAUGAGUACGAUCCAAAAGAAAGUGACUUGCUGCUUUUCUAUCUUGAUUAUGGGGACUCGGCUGAUGUCAAGCAGAAACAGGUGUUUCACUUGCGAACAGACUUCUUAAGACUCCGAUUCCAGGCUAUUGAAUGCUGCCUCGCAAAUGUUAAGCCAAAAGGUGAUCAGUGGUCAGAAGAAGCUAGGGAACUCAUGGAGGAUUUGUGCCAUGUGGCACAGUGGGUUGUAAUUAUGGCACGAGUGGAUGGAUACAGAGAACGGCCACGUACAGACCAGCGACAAGAGCGUGAAGGCAGUCCUGUUCCGUGUGUAUCACUUGUCAACACCACAGGACCCAAGGAUGUACCUGUUGCAGCAGAACUUGUUAAACGUGACCUAGCUGAAUGGGAGAAGCCAGUUGCUACAGAAACCAGUUCAAGUGCGAAUAACAAUAUAGCAGAGAAGACUGUAAAUGGUAUCACUAACUCAGAAAGCAGUUCUCGUACAUCAAACUUGUCAUAUGAAAACAGUGAACAUAAACAGUCAUUACCUCUGUUGCCAGACAGUGAUUCGGAUGAAGAAAGUGAUUUGGAAAUUACUUAAUGCUAUCCUUGGAACAAUCAUUUCACAUUUCUGAUAGUUUUUAUUUAUUCUCUGGAUGUUUAUGUUAAUGAAAUUGAGUUCCUUUAAGUAAUUUCUAUAUCAUUUACUGCUUUCAAGUGGUGAUUUCACUCGGAUAAAGUCUCUGACACCUACCAUGUCCUCCCCCUACACGAAUGAUCGGUAUCUCUCCCUCCCUCCCUCUCUCCCU
Messenger RNA from Schistocerca piceifrons (Central American locust), 2198 nucleotides. RefSeq names its product tudor and KH domain-containing protein homolog. The transcript has 12 exons. NCBI's taxonomy places the organism in Eukaryota, Metazoa, Arthropoda, Insecta, Orthoptera, Acrididae. Gene Ontology annotation, molecular function: RNA binding. Gene Ontology annotation, biological process: spermatogenesis. Bases 422 to 1990 code for a protein of 522 amino acids. The record is from RefSeq and is a predicted model, not a curated record.